GACCCCCCUGUCACCCUCUAGCGGCACAGAGUGCUCGGCUGCUCGGCGUGCGGUGCUACGAGACGCCGCAGAGCGACCAUGUUUAUCGGUACGGACUGCGGUUGUCCACAAACGACGGCGAUGGGCUUAUAAACGCUAGACAACACUGGUCGGCUUGGUUGAAAAGGCAAAGUAAUUUGCUUUACUGUCUGAGAAAGCGUGUCUUGUGGCGUGGAAGAGCGGAAGGUUGGCGGGGGAAGACGGCGACUUGAAAGGAGCGAGCGGGCCUCCUGGCUGCCGCAGCCCCGGCAUUUUCUCCGGCCACAAAACACGGGACAACGGAGUCAAAACUCACCUUGCAAACGAAGCAAAGUAAGAAGCCAGCUGCUCCGGUGCGGAACGCCGUGGUGGUGAGAUUUCAGUGGCCGUCUUUCAGCUCACCCACCGGCCAAGUCUGUCGGCGUUGAGUCCUCCUCCAACUGGCGGGCGGACAAGCUUCCUUAAAGGCGGCUGCUGCCUGGUUACAGCCGAGUGGACACAUUCAAAUAUGGCUACUACGGUCGUUUUUGAAUCAAACAGUACUAGUAAUAGUACAUUCCAUGUACUAUUAAAUAAGACAAUGGGAUGGAAAAGUUUUAUGUCUCAGACAUGUAGUUAAUUGUGGCGCUUCCAGAAAGAAUAUUUGUUUAGUUUGAGAUGACAAACCCACUUUAUUGAUCACUUGAGGAAACUUGCAAGCAAAAUGCACGUGAUAUAUUAUAUUUAUGAAAUAAAACAGAAGGCAUGCACUUAGCAACUGCUUUCUUGCACAGUGUGGAUGUUAAUGCUAACACCAGAGCAAAAAUACUUGUCUUUUGGCAUCCCAUUCACAAUGCUUUGUGCUUGUGCAGUGAAGGCUAAAAGUCACAGAGUUUGGCAAAUACAACAUUCAUUUGGCAAUGGGUCUAUCACUGCACCUUGAGGGACACCGAAGACAAAAGUGGCAAUUUUACACGAAUUCAGAGAGGUGGAUUACAUAUGAAUGUUUAAACUACUCCGCUCAGGUUUUUCUGAAUUCAUCUAAGAAGAUAUAAACAUUAUGUUAGUCACAAACUUUAAAAACAGUCAUAGGCUAGUGGGGCAUGUUUUUAUGAUUCAUUUUAGUUUUUUUAAAUGAUCAGGCUUGCUCCUGUGUGGUGAAGUGGCUAUAUUGUUAUACUGGACUACAAAUAACAUACUUUAAACUCGGUUCUUACUUUUAGGGUAUUGGUGGUCCAAACAUUUAUUUAUUCAUACAAUUUGUUUUAACUGGAUGUUGUUUGGUUACUUAGGGUGGACGAAGCCACUGGAAUCUGGCAUCCUCGUAUUGCCUUCAUAUACGGUCGGAAAUAAUACUCACCCAUAGUUAGAAACAUCUCGAAUGAGUAAUAGUUGGACUGAAUGGACCACAAACAGUGUAAAACCACGGUGUUUCUAUUGAUAUGAUAACCCCAAACGAUUACAGCUCUAUGGCAGCCUGACUUAAAGGGAGAAACUGUCCCGAACAGCGGAUGUCAGUGUUAACGAGGAUCCUUGAAUGCAACACAGCUCUCCACAGAUGGAGGCUGGGCUAGCGGCUGCUCGGCGACCAGCUGCUUGUUGACGGCGGUUCCUUUGGCGGAGCGGUGUCGCCGGGAAGGGAGUGUAGAGUGUGGCGUCGCCGGUCACUGUCUGAAUAUAACCUGGGAGCCGCCGGUACCUGGGAGGUGAACGUCAUAGAGCCGUCUCGGCAGCUAGCAUGCCGGCUAGCAUCAGGUUCGGCUAACAUCAGGUGGCUAGCUCAGCUGUUGACAACUGCCACUGUUUCUUUGUGCCGGUUAGCUUUGUUAUGUAGCCUCACUUUUCCUUUCCGAAAGAACAACCUUGUUGGCUGACUAAAAACAAAGUGGCAGCCAGCUCGCAAGCAGUUUCCAACAGCAAUGCGGGUAGCGAGAGCGGACUGUUUGCUACAUCUCCACCCAGCCUAUCAGCGCCAGUCUGAGCACUGCGCAUAAUGACUGAUUAUUAUGGCAUGGCUCAGCCUGAUCUGCAGAUGCAAGCUUGUGUCGAGGGCGUGCAGAGGAAGCAGGGCGUGGAAGCCGAGGAGCAGGUGCCUCCUUGUUUGCUUCCAUCACCAGUGUUGCUGGAUGAGGAUGCUUCCGACACCCCACCCCGAGCAUCCGCCCUCGCUUGUAAACACACCACCGAAUGCCGCAUUACGACUGGGAAGGACAGUGCUCAAGUUGGAAAACAUCUCAGCAAAGUUGAGAAACCGCUCCUCGUCAAAGGAGCCGCCAAGGUACUGCACGGCAAGUGGGAGACUAAUGGGAACUAUGCGACGAUCCAUCAUCCUUCCAGUAACACCCACAACGAGGAUGGAGGCAAGCUAACAAAGAAGAGAAGACCGGUCAAGGUGGACACAUCCAAGGCCAAAACCUCUCUGGAGGCAGUGAAGAUUAGCAUCAAACAGCUGAAGUGGAAAGAGCAGUUUCCACUGGGAAGACGAGCGGCGUGUGACAUCUACUGGCACGGCGUCUCCUUCCACGACAAUGACAACAUCAUGUCGGGCCAGGUGAACAAGUUCCCAGGAAUGCUGGAAAUGUCGCGCAAGAUCAACCUCAGCAGAUCAGUCAGGACUAUGCAAGAGCUGUUCCCCGAGGAGUACGACUUCUACCCACGGUCAUGGAUCCUACCCGAGGAGUACCAGCAGUUCUCCACACAGAUCCGCAUGGUGAAAGAGCACGACCCAACGCUCAACCCCACCUUCAUCGUCAAGCCCGACAGCGGCUCUCAGGGCGACGGCAUCUACCUCAUCCGCGACCCCACCGAGCUGCGGCUGUCAGAGGGCUCCCAGGCCAAGCAGGCGGUGGUGCAGGAGUACAUCCAGAAGCCGCUACUCGUCGACAAGCUCAAGUUCGACAUCCGUCUCUAUGUGCUGCUCAAGUCGCUGGAGCCGCUGGAGAUCUACAUCGCCAAGGAGGGCCUCACGCGCUUUUGCACCGAGCCCUACCAGGAGCCAAGCCAGAAGAACCUGGGUCAGGUCUUCAUGCACCUGACCAACUACUCCCUCAACGUCCACAGCGGCAACUUCGUCCACUCGGACAGUCAGAGCACGGGCAGUAAGCGCACGCUCUCCAGCGUGCUGCACAGGCUGGCCGCCAAGGGCGUGGACAUCAAGCGGGUGUGGUCGGACAUCAUCUCACUGGUCAUCAAGACCAUCAUCGCCGUGGUGCCUGAACUGAAAGUUUACUAUCAGGCUGACAUCCCGCCUGGGAAGCCUGGACCCACGUGCUUCCAGAUCUUAGGUUUCGACAUCCUCCUGAUGAAGAACCUGAAGCCCGUUCUGCUGGAGGUCAACUCCAACCCCAGCAUGAGAAUAGAGCACGAGCAGGAGGUGGCACCAGGAGUCUUCGAGUGCGUUAACAGUCCAGUAGACGAGGAGGUCAAAGUGGGCGUGAUCAGGGACACUCUACGCCUGGUGGACCCUGGCCUCAAGAAAACACCCACUUCCCAAGUGAAGGGCGUUGGGGAGGAGGCCCCAGUGGAGUCCCAGGACAGGAACCAGCAGGAAGGUGGCGCCAUGCCCUCGCUGUGUCUCAAGCAGGUCUACCCAAAGUACAACCGGCAGUUCAACUAUCUGCGACUGGUGGAGCGGAUCGCCGCCCUCUUCAUCCGCUUCCUGGGGGUUAAGGGCAACAUGCGUCUGGGCCCCACAGCGUUCCGAACCUUCAUCAGGAACUGUAAGCUCAGCAGCAGUAACUUCACCAUGGCAUCUGUGGACAUCCUGUAUAUCGACAUUGCACGCCGCUGGUCCGGAGCAUUGCCGGACUCUCGGGAGGCAGGUAUGGGACUGCAAGCCUUUGUGGAGGCCUUCUUUUACCUGGCAGCGCGCAGGUUCAAAUCCCAGUCACCGCGGGAGCAGGUGAUGUCACUGCUAGAGCUCUGCGAGGCCCAGCUGGAGUCCCAGCCGGGCGUGGAGGAGCGUCGCUCGGUCAGCUGCGGCAGGUUGGUCUCGCGGGGCAUCAAGAACACGAGCCCCGCCAACCCCAGGCUGGUCUCGCCGGGGCCCCUGCGUCGGGCGUCCAGCCAGGACUACCGGCUGCAUGCACGACUGAAAUCUCGCACGCUCAGGGCCAACGUGGAGAACUGAGGCAACGCUGGCGGGCGUUUACGUGUGAGGCGCGAGGGAGGGGGAGAAUGGACACUAAAGGUUUGUCAGCAGUGAUGGAGUGAGGCGGCGCGAGGAGGUUGGUGCAUGUCUGUCGCCGUUUUCAGCAAAUAUGAAGAGUGUGCUAUCGACUUUUUAAUUUAUUUGCAGAUCCUACAUGGCAGCUAUUUGCUUGCCUUCAUCUUUGCCUGGCAACUCAUAAUGUGGCCGCAUUUAACAACUGCUGACACAUGGAGAUACACGGUACAUUGUUCUUAUUGUUAUUACUGACCUCUUGAUUGAUUUUGCACAAAGAGACAUUUUGCACAGAAAUGCAUGAAGGGGAGCGUUUGUUUCAAUGACCGUUUCUUUUGGAGGCCCAUCACUGGCGAGCUACAUGAACAUACAUUCAACACAACGAGCAUGUUGCAGGUAGAACACAUGCACAACUAACAAAGACACAUGACACUGCACGACACUUGACUUGGCCAUUUAACAAAGCUAUUGUACUGUAUGUCUAUGAAACAUGAUGUAUGGUAAAAAGGUCAACAGCGGAACCUUUGUUAGCGUUGUUUCUUCAUUCCAGAAGGUCCCUUUGCAACCGAAACGGAUGCUAACGCAAUAAAUUUUUUCCCCAUAAGAAAUAAUGUCAAUGCAAUUAUUUGUUUUUGUAGUUAGAGCAUAAAAAACUUUUUAUAACUUUCUAAAUAUGAGUUUUAACAUUAUUGGAACACCCUAGAUAUGAAAAAACACCCCAAUACUCACUUUUACACCCCUAUUGUUUACAUCAUGUUGCGCAGGCUACAGUAUCACUGCAGGGACAUAAGAGACGGACGCCGCUAGCAUAGCACGCUAGCAUCUCCUACCUGUAAAUAUUUGGAAUUUCACUACAGGACUAUCACAGCACCCUCUUUGUUGUUACUGUGAAGGCCGCAGGCUUUCUGCGAGCCG
Molecule: messenger RNA, 5074 nt
Organism: Doryrhamphus excisus (bluestripe pipefish)
Lineage: Eukaryota; Metazoa; Chordata; Actinopteri; Syngnathiformes; Syngnathidae
Gene: ttll11
Product: tubulin tyrosine ligase-like family, member 11
Biological process (GO): protein polyglutamylation; microtubule cytoskeleton organization
Cellular component (GO): ciliary basal body
Molecular function (GO): tubulin binding; tubulin-glutamic acid ligase activity
Source: RefSeq, a predicted model, not a curated record